Molecule: messenger RNA, 1941 nt
Organism: Akanthomyces muscarius
Lineage: Eukaryota; Fungi; Ascomycota; Sordariomycetes; Hypocreales; Cordycipitaceae
Exons: 3
Coding region: 1-1941 (646 amino acids)
Biological process (GO): DNA-templated transcription; regulation of DNA-templated transcription
Cellular component (GO): nucleus
Molecular function (GO): DNA-binding transcription factor activity, RNA polymerase II-specific; transcription cis-regulatory region binding; zinc ion binding
Source: RefSeq, a predicted model, not a curated record
AUGCCGGGACCUGGCAGCGGCGGCCCUGCGCCGGCGAUAGGGCAAGACCAAGAGGCACACAAUGGACCGCCGACGAUCACACGAAAGAUUACUGCGUGCGUCGCGUGUCGUAAGCAAAAGAUAAAAUGUCAUAUGAAAGAUGCGCAACCGCCUUGCACCCGCUGCAAGAAACGUGGGCUGCCAUGCACCGUCAAUCGCAGCCUGCAGAUGCUGCUUGAGAAUGAUAAUGUUUGGAAAGGCCGAAUGGAAAGAAGAAUUGACCGGAUCGAAGCUGUUCUUCGUACUGGCGCCGCUGGUAGCGCCGACAGUGCAGAAGUCAUGCGCCUCCUCGAUGCCGACCAAGACAGUGCCGACGAUAUCACCAUGGUCGCGGAUGCUGCAGAUGACACGACGAUGAUGUCCGAAGAGCCGCAGAACCGCAACUCCCAACAAGAGUCUCUCAAGGAAACCAAUCCUACUGGAAAUAACUGGAAUAUUGUUAUGGACCUCGACUCCGGCCCUGGUUCGCUCCCUGGCUUUUACAUAUCGCAGGGAGAAUCGCAGCCGCGCCGCGCCAACUGCAGCGACAUCAUAUCACGCGGCAUCAUCACCCUUGAAGCAGCUCAGAGCUACUUUGACGCGUACCAGACCAGGCUGGAUCACUUCCCGUACCGCAUCCUCGGCGACAUGGAGAUGCGAACCCUCGAAUAUGCUCGUUCCUCGUCACCACUGCUCGUCGCCGCCGUGUCCACUGUCGGAGCGCUGCAUCUCGCCUCCCCCGACUAUCAAUCCUGCUGCGCAGCCUUUCUCUCGCAAUGCGCCUCGCAGACAUUUUCCAAGGACGUCAACAUCGACGACAUUCGCGCGCUCUGCAUCGGCGCUUUCUGGCUAGGCGAAGUCGCGUGGACACUGGUUGGCACCGCCGUGCGCAUGGCCACGGAGCUGCACCUGCACAAGAGCUUCUUCAAAGCUCUGCACGGAGACAAGAAGGCAUAUCUUCAUGCCCGAUUAUACUACCUCGUGUAUAUUUGUGAUCAUCACUUUAGCAUUCCGUUUGGGCGGCCGCCACUGACGCGGCAGUGCGAGGCGAUUCGCAGCGUGAGGAAGUUUCUCGACUUUCCACACACAACAGAGGACGACGCGCGACUAGUCAGUCAUGUUCUACGUUGGACCGUAUUAUCGGAGGCUGUCGACUCGUUCGGUGUGGAUGUCAACCGGCCGCUGGGCGACGCGGACCUGCCUGCCUUGCGACGAUACAACAUCAACAUGGACACACUUCGUGCAGAAUGGAUGGAGCGGUUUGCACCAAAUCCCCAUAUCGGGAACUACCCGCGCAAAGGAGUCGCGCUGCAAUACCACUUCUCCAAGCUAUAUCUUUGCUCGCACGCGUUUCGCGGCAGCGCAACCAGGGCGGCACGCAUGCAGACGCAGUCCGCCGAAGUCAUGAUGGAGCUAGACGAGAUUGCCAACGGCGCCGUUCGAGCAGCCAUGUCGAUUCUGCGUUCGGUCAACGCGGACGAGGAAUUACAGUCCUUCUUUGACGGCCUGCCCAUUUAUUUCGGCACCAUGCUCGCCUUUUCGAUUGUAUUUCUCCUCAAAGUUUCCUCCAAGUACUCGAGCUUCAUCCAGGUGAAUAGCAGCGAGAUCCUGCCUCUGAUAUCGGAGACGGUGACGGCGCUGGAAAAAGUGACGUCCAAGAUGCACCGACGGCACUUGCUGGUGAGCAUGACCAAGGGCAUGCGCGGACUGGUGCAAAAGAUGAAAUUGCAGGACGCACCUAGACCACUCCCAACCGCCGCUGUGAAUCCAGCCGACGCGCAGCCGUCUGCGCAAGAUCCCACACUGAGCAUGGCAGCCGACGGCACUGAUGUUCUGGGCAUGUUUGGGGAGUCGCCGAAUAAUUUUUUCAUGGGCACGUAUGACUUUUUGGUCGACCAAGGCGACUUUUCGGAAUUUCUUUAG